ACCACCACCGUCAAUCGGCUCAAGGUGAUACCAAAUGCCGCCAACCGACCAUAGCCGGAUUCCAACUUUGCUGCUCCACAUUCGACGUGACUUUCAGGUGACCGAGAUGAGCAGCCGUGAGGGGUCGGAAAAAAUUGAUAGUGAUAUGUAUCUGUGUGUGUGUGGCCAGGAUCUUCUCUCUCGUUUUGUCUGGCCUCGUCUCGGUGCAGCGAGAGCGGCUCCUCUGCGCAGUCGCCUUCGUAUCCAACGGGUUGCAAUGUCAACUGCACCCCGUCCAGCACAAUGCCGAACAGCGCUUUGCUUACAUCUCGGCCUCACGAGCCGCACGCUGAUCAUGGCCGAGGAGCAGAGAAGCAAAAUCCAGAAGCUCGACGAGGCUGUCGUCAACCGCAUCGCCGCUGGAGAGAUUAUUCACAGACCCGCAAAUGCCUUGAAAGAAAUGAUCGAGAAUUCGCUGGACGCAAAGGCAACGGCUAUCACUGUCGUCGCCAAGGACGGCGGCCUCAAGCUCCUGCAAAUCACUGACAAUGGGAGUGGCAUCGACAAGGAUGACAUGGAUCUCGUUUGCGAGCGCUUUGCGACAAGCAAGCUGCGCAAGUAUGAAGAUCUCAACUCCAUCUGCACAUACGGGUUCCGAGGAGAAGCCCUCGCCAGCAUCAGCCACGUCGCGCAUGUUUCCAUCACCACCAAGACGGCCUCGUCGCCGUGCGCCUGGAAAGCCCAUUACGCCGAUGGAAAGAUGACGCCGCCCAAACCCGGGACCAAAGCAGAGCCCAAGGCGUGUGCGGGAAACAACGGAACCCAGAUCACGGUCGAGGAUCUGUUCUUCAAUGUGGCGACACGUCGUAAGGCGCUCAAGAAUACCUCAGAAGAGUACUCCAAGAUUCUGGACAUUGUCCAAAAGUAUGCCAUCCACAACGCUGGAGUCAGCUUUACAUGCAAAAAGCACGGACACACUACCUCAGAUUUGUUCACGUCAUCGACAGCGACCACGAUCGACAACAUUCGCGCGUGGGACUUUUCAAUGAAGGGAAACAUCUCGAAUGCCAACUACAACACAAAAAAGAUGAUCUUCCUGCUGUUUAUCAACCAUCGUGCCGUAGAUAGCAUCAAUUUGAAACGGGCAAUCGAGAAUGUCUAUCAGGCCUAUCUUCCAAAGGGCACCCAUCCGUUUGUGUAUAUGAGCCUCGAGAUCAAGCCUCAGAACGUCGACGUGAAUGUUCAUCCAACAAAGCGAGAGGUCCACUUUCUGAACGAGGAUAGCAUUAUCGAGACAAUCUGCGAAGCGCUUCAGGAGUCGCUCAAGGACGCCAACUCGUCACGGAUAUUUUAUACCCAGGUUGGCAUCGCCGCGGCAGCCUGUACCGGCGUAUCCACCUGCCCCGCUCACUCCGUGCGCUCGCCUGCUAUGACAGCCUCGUCCAAGCCCUACCAACACGACCUUGUUCGGACUGACAGCAAGACUCGUACCCUGGAUGCGUUCAUCACCCGCGCUGACACCCCUGGAGCAGUGGCGCAAUCCCUCAACUCUUCUCGGACUCGAACAACCUCCAUCGAGCUCUUGGGCAGCCAAGUCAAUCUGUCCGACAAGCCCGACGACCGCACCGCCGCGGUUGAUGUCGAUACCGUUGCUGACCCGAUGUCUGUAGAUGAUCACGAGCCUGUCGCUCGUGUUCCAGCAAAGCGCAAAAUUGAAGAGGCCCUCGGUAACUCUGCAAGUGGCGCUGUUGGUGGCGAACAACCUGAGGCAGAUGCACCUUUGAGAUCGGCGACCGACGAAGGCGAACAAGUGUCAAUUCGUUCGGGCCCGCACGAGCACGAUCGUGCCGCAACCAAGGUGCGCUUCGAGAGCGACAUAACACCGUCCACGGAGAGUGUCCGCGACUGGGUCGACGUGCGCUUGAUAAGCAUUCUGGAGCUUCGGUCUGAAGUUCAGGAGAAGAGUCAUGCUGCUCUGACCGAACUGUUCCGCCGCCAUGUGUGGGUCGGCAUCGCCAAAGAGCCGCUGGCUGUUGUGCAACACCAAACUGGACUUUACUUGGUCAACUACCAUGAGUUGAGCUGUCACUUGUUUUACCAACUUGCGCUGAAGGCAUUUAUGAACUUUGGAAUCAUGACACUAUCGGCGCCCGUAUCGAUAUCGAGCCUUCUGUCGAUGGCGCUGGAGGAUCCCGAGCUGAUCAGCGAGAUCCCAGUGGAAUCCAGCGCCGAGGAGAUUGCUGAGUCCGUCGUCGCAACCAUACUCUCGAAGCGAGAGCUACUGUCGGAGUAUUUCGCCAUCGGCAUAAGCGAGGAAGGAUACCUGACGACACUGCCGAUUCUGCUCAAGGGCUACGUCCCCAACAUGGCCAAGCUGCCGCUAUUUCUGCUUCGGCUUGGAACCGAGGUUGGCUGGGAAGCCGAGAAGGAGUGCUUCGAGGCCCUCUGCUGGGAGAUUGGUUUGUUCUACUCGGUCGAAGAACCCGUCAUCAUCCCAGGAUUGCUGGAAAGCACAGAGGGAUCCCAAGGCAGGGUAGCAAGUGCAGGAACGCCGGACGACACCGGGUCAACACCAAGGUCCGAACACGCAUCGCAACAAUCGACGCCGGGAGUCAGCCCAAAGCACCCAGAGCUUGAAGACUAUUACUGGACCAUCGAGCAUGUUGUCUUUCCAGCAUUCCGAUGCCAUCUAGUUGUACCAAAGGAAAUCGCAACGAGCGGCAGCGUCGUCGAAAUUGCCAAUCUGAAGGACCUCUACAAAGUGUUCGAACGAUGUUGAGGCAGCACGACUCAGCCCUGGGCGAUGCUGAGAACUUGGCCCAUGACUCCCGUUGUGUCGAACCUGCGGCGUGCAGAUAGCUGCAAGGCGAUGCCUGCUCGGACAGGUCGUCCUGUCGGAAAACUGCCGAACCUGAACGACAGCGCCGGAACGUCUGGGUCGGCGACAGUGCCCUGGAUGCAUGGUCGCGAUAGUGCAUGUUGCUGACAGCAGGCUGGGAAGCGAUAUAUUGGCAUCAUAGAUAAAGUCGGCUGAGGAUUAAC
Molecule: messenger RNA, 3021 nt
Organism: Polychytrium aggregatum
Lineage: Eukaryota; Fungi; Chytridiomycota; Chytridiomycetes; Polychytriales
Product: DNA mismatch repair protein Mlh1
Exons: 15
Coding region: 35-2758 (907 amino acids)
Biological process (GO): mismatch repair
Cellular component (GO): MutLalpha complex
Molecular function (GO): ATP hydrolysis activity; mismatched DNA binding; ATP binding
Source: RefSeq, a predicted model, not a curated record